Messenger RNA from Monosiga brevicollis MX1, 672 nucleotides. RefSeq lists its product as uncharacterized. Gene Ontology annotation, biological process: mitochondrial respiratory chain complex I assembly. Gene Ontology annotation, molecular function: protein-arginine omega-N symmetric methyltransferase activity. The transcript is spliced from 7 exons. Gene Ontology annotation, cellular component: mitochondrion. The coding region runs from base 1 to 672 and encodes 223 amino acids. The record is from RefSeq and is a predicted model, not a curated record. Lineage: Eukaryota; Choanoflagellata; Craspedida; Salpingoecidae.
AUGAAUGCGAGGCGAGACCUGUCGACUAGUCAUCGGCUGCUACGGUCUGAUCAGCAAGUUGCGGGACCCCUUGGCACAACUGACGAACUUUUGGAUCACAUCGUUACGCGUAUCGAGCUCAGCGGGCCUCUGUCCAUCGCUGACUACAUGCAAGAAGUGCUCACCAGUCCCAUCGCAGGCUAUUACAGCCGCGACGGCCAAUUCGGCGGCCAAGGUGACUUUAUCACGGCUCCAGGUGUAUCUCACAUGUUUGGCGAGGUCUUGGAUAAACAUUUACCAGCGACAAAGAUUGACAUCAACUUGAUUGAGAGCAGUCUUUUGCUGAGUGCAGAACAAGAGGCGACCAUUUGCAACCGUGAACGGACCUCCCCAGCGCCCCUUCAGGACCCCAGCUUGCCCGGGCCGUACCGCAAGGCAGACGCCGAUCGCCGCCAGCUGCGCUGGUUCCGGCGCCUAGAUCAACUACUGACCGAAAACGCCGAUCAAAAAACACAUGGCAGCUCACUUGACCCCGUCAUUGUUGUGGCAAACGAAUUUCUCGACGCCGCACCAAUCUACCAGCUGCAGUAUCAAAAUGACCAGUGGCAUGAGCGCUUGGUUGAUGUCAACCCAGACCCAGCGCCAGGCGAGCUGCCCUUACGGUCAGCAUCGCCAGCGGGUCUGCCUCUCUAG